Messenger RNA from Pipistrellus kuhlii (Kuhl's pipistrelle), 2885 nucleotides. RefSeq names its product checkpoint kinase 2 (gene CHEK2). The record is from RefSeq and is a predicted model, not a curated record. The transcript is spliced from 15 exons. Gene Ontology annotation, molecular function: ATP binding; protein serine/threonine kinase activity; protein binding. NCBI's taxonomy places the organism in Eukaryota, Metazoa, Chordata, Mammalia, Chiroptera, Vespertilionidae. The coding region runs from base 352 to 2004 and encodes 550 amino acids. Gene Ontology annotation, biological process: mitotic DNA damage checkpoint signaling; protein phosphorylation. Gene Ontology annotation, cellular component: nucleus; cytoplasm.
UGGAGUCCGAGUCCCGCUUUACGGCUUAAACUACAACUCCCAGCAAGCAGCGAGGCCACCCUGGGACGGCCACUUCCGCCGCUCCUCAUUGGUCCGGCCGAGGCGGAAGGGUGUUUUGAUUGGUCGAGGGUGGAGUUUGUAUCUGUUGAGCGCCACGCCACGAGCUGCAGCUGUAGUGAGUGUGUGUGGCUCCAGGUGGGCUCACGCGGAUCGAACCUGCAACCUUGGCAUCGGGAUGAUGCGCUCAUAACCAACUGAGCUACCCUGUGGGGCCUCAUCCUUCACGCUUGAACUUUGAGUCUUGUUCCUUGAAACGCACCUAAUUGUCGAACGCUUAUUUUUGAGGUGGCGAUGUCUCGGGAGACGGAUGGGGAGCGUCAGCAGCCCCAAGGCCCCUCCUCCCAGCCCCAUGGCUCCUCCUCCCAGCUCCAUGGCCCCUCCUCCCAGUCCCAUGGCCCCUCCUCCCAGCCCCAUGGCCCCUCCUCCCAGUCCCAGAGCUCAUCUGGGUCCUCCACCAGCACAGUAACGACGUCCAGCCAGUCCUCUCACUCCAGCUCUGGGACGCUGAGCUCCUUGGACACAGUGUCCACGCAGGAGCUGUAUUCCAUUCCUGAGGACCAGGAACCAGAGGAGCCAGUCCCUGCCCCUUGGGCUCGAGUGUGGGCCCUUCAGGACGGAUUCUCCAAUCUCGAGUGUGUGAAUGACAGCUACUGGUUCGGGAGGGACCGGAGCUGUGAGUACUGCUUUGAUGAGCCCCUGCUGAAAAGCACGGACAAAUACCGGACGUACAGCAAGAAGCACUUCCGGAUUUUCAGGGAAAUGGGGCCUAAAAACUCGUACAUCGCAUACAUAGAAGACCACAGUGGGAACGGAACCUUUGUGAACAGAGAGCUGGUGGGGAAGGGAAGACGCCUUCCUUUGAGUAACAAUUCGGAAAUUGCACUGUCCGUCUGGAGUAACAAAGUUUUUGUAUUUUUCGAUCUGACUGUAGAUGACCAAUCAGUUUACCCCAAGGAAUUAAGAGACCAAUACAUCAUGUCAAAAACGCUUGGCAGCGGGGCCUGCGGGGAGGUGAAGCUGGCCUUUGAGAGGAAGACCUGCAAGAAAGUCGCCAUCAAGAUCAUCAGCAAAAGGAAGUUCGCUAUUGGCUCCGAGAAAGACGUAGACCCAGCUCUCAAUGUUGAAACAGAAAUCGAAAUUUUGAAAAAAUUAAAUCAUCCUUGUAUCAUCAAGAUUAAAGACUUUUUUGAUGCCGAGGAUUUUUAUAUUGUUUUGGAAUUGAUGGAAGGCGGCGAGCUGUUUGACAGGGUGGUGGGCAACCGGCGCCUGAGAGAAGCGACGUGCAAGCUGUACUUUUACCAGAUGCUCCUGGCGGUGCAGUACCUUCACGACAAUGGCAUCAUACAUCGGGACUUAAAGCCAGAGAAUGUUCUACUCUCAUCUCAAAGGGAGGACUGUCUGAUAAAGAUCACCGAUUUCGGGCAGUCCAAGAUCUUGGGGGAGACCUCUCUCAUGAAAACCUUAUGCGGCACCCCCACGUACUUGGCUCCUGAGGUUCUCAGUUCCCUCGGGACCGCCGGCUAUAACCGAGCUGUGGACUGCUGGAGUUUAGGAGUCAUUCUUUUCAUUUGCCUCAGUGGGUACCCGCCUUUCUCUGAGCACAAGACUCAGGUGCCGCUGAAGGACCAGAUCACCAGCGGGAAGUACCACUUCGUCCCUGAGGUCUGGGCAGAGGUCUCCGAGCAGGCGCUGGACCUCAUCAAGAAGCUGUUGGUAGUGGAUCCAAAGGCACGUUUUACGACGGAAGAGGCUUUGAAACACCCGUGGCUUCAGGAUGAGGACAUGAAGACGAAAUUUCAAAAUUUGCUUUUUGAAGAAAAUACGUCAACGGCUCUACCCCAGUUCCCGGCCCAGCCUUCUACGAGUCGAAAGCGGCUCCGGGAAGGGGAGGCGGACGAUGCUGGCACCACGAAGCGCCUGGCUGUCUGUGCUGCUGUCUCCUGAGCUCUUCCUCAAUGGGCGAGAAAAGUACCUUCUUGAAGCCUGCUGCUCUUUUCUUUAUGUUUGUUUGUUUGUUUGUUUUUAGACUUUAAUUAUGGGCGCAGCUGCUUUUCCAGAGGCGCCAGUGCACAAUGAAAGACCUCAUGGAGCCGGGGCUUCGUGCUUGAUGGUCAAGCUCUGGCUGGAUGAUCAGCUUUUAGGUGCACGCCUUCGUGUGUGUGUGUGUGUGUGUGUGUGUGUGUGUGUGUGUGUGAGAAAUCACGUGCUUUUUACCUGGAACUCUCCGUGGCUGUGGCCAGCCAGCCAGGUUCCUCAGGAAAUGUCCUUGGUCUCAGCCUAGGGGAGGCGCAUGCACAUUCUGAAGGCUCUUCGGACAGCUGCAGGGAAGAGGGAGGGGCACUGCGAGGUCGGGGUGGAGUGUGGAGAGAGUGACUGGCUGCCACAGUCCUCCUGAGGUGGCAGGUAGCCUGGUGCAAACACCACGGGUCCAUUUUAUUUCGAUUUUUUAAUUUUUCCACCGGCCUAUUUUAAAUUCUCAUCCUCACCCUCUAUAGAAUAAAGAGGCAGGUCCACAGUGACGCUCAGGGAAGUAAGCCGAAGAGCGUAUGAUUCCACUUAGCGGAGGUACCUAGAGGAGUCGGACUCUGAGACAAAUUAGAAUAGUGGUUGCCUGGAGCUGGGGGAAGGGCGGUGAGGAGGGGGGAGUUAUUGUUUCAUGGAUGAUAGAGUUUCUGUUUUGCAAGAUGACGAGUUCUGGAGAUGGAUGGUGGUGCCGAUUGUACAGCAAUGUGAAUACUUAUUACCACUCAGCUGUGUACUUACAAAAAAAGGGUUAAGACGUUACAUGUUACGUGUAUUUGACCACAAUAAACAAAGAAGGCCCC